Messenger RNA from Entrophospora sp. SA101, 450 nucleotides. NCBI's taxonomy places the organism in Eukaryota, Fungi, Glomeromycota, Glomeromycetes, Entrophosporales, Entrophosporaceae. The record is from the annotation of a GenBank genome assembly.
AUGAUUCAACUAGAAUUUACACAAAAAAUGAAUCGCAGUCCUGGAUCCUCCUUGACGAAAAAAGUUUGGAAUGCGGUAAGAAAUGAUGAUACUCCCAACGAAGAGAAAUUUUUAGGUAUAACUACUCGCAAAGUAAAAAAUCUUCAAACUCGAGAUCAAUUUAAUCUAUGGCGUAAUAAUAUUCUUGCAGAGUAUGAAAAAGAAAAAAACUUUAAUAUGUUCUUUCUCUAUUCUAAAUUAGAAUAUGAAGAAUAUUAUAUUCCGGGUGAUUGGAUAAGUUUCAAGAAACAUCAAUUACAACAAAGAUUGAGGAAUCAUGUUGACAAGUUGUUCAUUGAACGAGGUUAUAAAAUUGUCUGGGGAAGUUGGGAUACGUUGCUGAAAUGUAUCAAAAAUCCAGAUGAUAAUUAUAUUAUUGAUAAGUAUGGUCUUCGUAUUGAUAGAAUAUAA